GUGCGACAGAUCCAUCGUUAAUAAAUCAAGGCAGACAGCUCUGGACAUUGCUAAAUUUUGGGGGUACAAGCACAUAGCUAACUUGUUGGCUAAUGUGAAGGGUGGGCAGAGGCCUAAGUUUCUGUCAAACGAAGUGAAAGAAUAUGAAAAUUAUUUUGGCUUGACACUUCUGGACAGAAAGAGUGAUAAAAGAACAGAUUCCAAGUGGCUAAGCAAAAAGCAAAGCCAUCCAACCACAGUAUACAUCCUCUUCUCAAAUCUAAGGCCUUUGGUUACUUUGAGUGGGGGAACAGAGAGCUCCCAGCAGCCAGAAGUAAAGCUUUGCAGGCUGUAUCACAAGGAUGUGGAACAAUGCAUGAAUCAAACUGAAGAAAGCACCUUGAUUUUUCUUGGAGUUGAACUUCAGUUCCACAUGAACCUGCUAGCUGCUUGCAAUGGACAAGUUCUGCAAGAAGAUGAAGAAGAUGGGUUAGUUGCUUGGUUUGCUCUUAGUGUAGAUUCUAUUUCUGCUGAGAAAUUCAAACAGAAGCAUGAGGGCUGUUACUUUCUUCACCCACCAAUGCCAACCCUACUGCAGCUACCUGAAAAAGAAGCUGGAGUAGUAGCCCAGGCUAGGUCUGUUCUAGCAUGGCACAACCGCUACCAAUUCUGCCCAACAUGUGGGAGUGCAACCAAGAGUGAAGAAGGGGGUUACAAGAAAACUUGCUUAAAAGAAGAUUGUCCCAGUCUCCAAGGUGUUCACAACACAUCCUACCCAAGAGUUGAUCCUGUUGUGAUAAUGCAAGUCAUCCACCCAGAUGGGAACCACUGCCUUUUAGGUAGGCAGAAGAGGUCUCCCCCAGGAAUGUUUACCUGUCUUGCUGGAUUUGUAGAACCUGGUGAGUCAUUUCAUUUUCCCUUACCAAAUGUUUUUUCUUAUCAAUCAGUAUUUUACAUUGAAAAUAUUCUAGAA
Messenger RNA from Antrostomus carolinensis (chuck-will's-widow), 952 nucleotides. RefSeq names its product nudix hydrolase 12 (gene NUDT12). Gene Ontology annotation, cellular component: cytosol; peroxisome. The transcript has 3 exons. The record is from RefSeq and is a predicted model, not a curated record. Lineage: Eukaryota; Metazoa; Chordata; Aves; Caprimulgiformes; Caprimulgidae. The annotation marks the transcript as partial. Gene Ontology annotation, molecular function: metal ion binding; NADH pyrophosphatase activity. Gene Ontology annotation, biological process: NADP+ catabolic process; NAD+ catabolic process.